AUGUUGUUUAAUUGCACUAACACAUCAAAAUUCGGGUCGGUGAUUUCCUCGAAUUUCGGCGUGAUUGAGAUGGAGGCGUCUGACUUGUCGGAGUUCAAUAUAUCUGAUGAGACCUUGACGAAGUUGAGAGCUGCUGGCAUUACAAGCCUGUACAAAGUUCAGGCUGAGACGUAUGAACAUAUAAAAAAUGGGGAUGAUGUCGUAACCUUGGCAAAAACUGGUUCUGGGAAGACUUUGGCCUUUUCUCUUCCUAUGAUCGAGCGAAUUAAGGAAAGCGGUAUCCAGUACAGGCGUGGUCGUCACCCAGUCGGUAUUGUUCUCGCACCUACAAGAGAACUAGUUGUCCAAACCACGUCUGUUUUGGCUUCUAUAGCUCCAGAAAAAAUGAGCGUCCUUUCAGUGUAUGGAGGUGUUCCUUAUCAGCCGCAAGUCCGAUCGCUGAAGUCGGGUGUGGAUAUUAUUGUUGGUGCGCCUGGUCGCGUUAUCGACUUAAUGUCGAGUGAUCAUCUCCAUCUGGAUGCCAUUCAGUACGUAGUCCUUGAUGAGGUCGACCGGAUGCUUGAUAUGGGCUUCAGUGCGGAUGUUGAGAAAAUUCUUUCUCGCGUAUAUGAAUCAGAAGCGAAGCCACAAACACUGCUUUUUUCUGCUACGCUGCCGCAGUGGGUCUCAAAAAUCAGCAAAAAUUACGUAUCUCCAGAUUGUAAAUAUGUUACUCUUGUGAGUAAAGAGGAGGCGCGAACGGCUGAUACGGUGGAGCAUUUAGCCAUUCUCUGUCCGUUUUACGAACUGGGCAAUGCUCUCUCUGACACAAUUCGUUUUUACUCAAAAGGUCCGUCUUCGAGGUGUCUUGUGUUUUGUGAAAAAAAGAAGGAUGCUGAUGAGUUGGCAGCUCAUUCCGCCAUGGCUAAUGAUUGUCAUGUUUUUCAUGGGGGCAUUACUCAGGAAAAACGGGAGUUCAUCCUUCAGAAAUUCCGUGAAGGCAAGUAUAAAACGCUGUUGACUACAAAUGUAGCGGCUCGUGGACUAGAUAUUCCGGACGUUGAGUUGGUGAUUCAAUGCGCGCCACCGGCGACUGCUGAGAUUUAUAUUCACCGUUCUGGCAGAACCGGUCGUGCCGGACGUAGUGGUAGGAGCAUCUGCUUCUACACGAUGAAUCAACGUUCACAGUUGGCUUUUAUUGAACGCGGUGCUGGGAUUUUAUUUAAACGUAUUUCUGUUCCUUCUCCGAAUGACAUUGUCGAUGUCUGGGCAUCUGAGUUGUCACAAACCCUUUCUGAAAUUCCAGAGUCAAUCUGGUCGACAUUCCUACCAGCUGCUCGACGUUUAGUGGAGUCAAUUUCAAAAACAAACACGGAAUUGGUCAAGAAGUCCAAAAAGUUAAACAAACUAAAAGGAAGGGGUGUCGAAGACCCCAAAAUGGUUCAGAAUGGUCAUUCAGAUGUCCCUGUUUUAAUUUAUGAGAGAAUACUUUGUUGUGCAUUGGCCAAGAUUGCGGGAAAAAUGAAGACGAUGGGAAGUCGUUCAGCUCUGACUGCACACGCUGGUUUGACUGCCUAUCGUAUGGAUCUUCCCGAGCAUAUGACUGCUCAUAAAAAGGGUCUCUGCUACGCCCUUCUUGGGAAACAACUGGAAUCAGAAAUCGUACAGAGCAUUCGCAAUUUGGCCUUCAUUAAAGGUCGUAAGGGCUUUGUGUUUGACGUACCGGACGAUAAAGUAGACGCCAUCGAUUCCACUUGGAUUAAUGACAACAACAAAAUAGUCCUUGAAAAACUCACUGAAAUACCCGAACUUGAGCCUGAAUUGGAUGAGCUGAAUGGGAGCUGUGGUCGUGUUGGUGCGUUUCGAUUUGGCGGAUUCCGAGGCCGCAGGGGCGGCGGUGGUCGAGGUGUAGGCUUCGGCAUCGGCGGAAGAGGUUUGAACCGUGGACAUCCACAUGGAAUGAAGCGGCGGCAGAGCUCUAGUUCUUCCAUUUGCAGACCUGCGAAAGUUCAGAAGUUGGAUUGA
Molecule: messenger RNA, 2004 nt
Organism: Hydatigera taeniaeformis
Lineage: Eukaryota; Metazoa; Platyhelminthes; Cestoda; Cyclophyllidea; Taeniidae
Source: the annotation of a GenBank genome assembly